GCCAAUAGCGUUGCCGUGGAAGGAGACACGUGCUCGCAAAACUACCCUGAACUACAAGAUCCAGAAUGCAAUGCGGUCCAAGCUGUACACGUGUCGCACAAGUUGCUCCUAUUGACUGAAAGCUUCGGCUUGGCCUUCCUCCUAUCCUGUCCUUCCCGAAGGCGUGGUCGGCCUAAUUCAAAAGUUUUCUAAUCCGCCGCCCACGCUUUCCGUAAAUUGCCGAAGAUUGCAUCAUCUUCGGGGGAGAAAAAAAAAAGCAAUUAAAUUGGCUGGUUUCGUGACGUCGAAGUGAAUGGCACCUCCCUCUAGUCCUGCGCGGUCGCCAUUUUGAGUUUGUAUCCAGUAUCUGCGCCACGAUAAACGGAAUCACCUUCUCCCAGGGACUAGCACCCCCAAAUCCCCUCUUCUUAUACCCCAAGCCCUCCUGGCUCCAUAUCAACAACACUCCCUUCCUACCCACUACCCCCCAACCACCUCCUGUUCGUUCUAUCCAGCUUUAGCACAAAACCCCAAAAAGGGGCUUUUUUUUCAGAGCACCCCCCAAAUCCCCUUCUCUCAUGCAACCUGCCUGAAGUUGUACUGUGAAAACAACACGUGGAUUGGUAAAGGAGCGCAAAACAACAAAACAUUCCCCCUUUCAUUUUGUAGAUGGGCUUCAGAUGGCGGAGGGCGCUUCAUGUUUAAAGGGACCACCACUAAAAGCAUCAAAACUCACAUUGUCACCCCCAAGUACAGAUAAUUAAUGAUAGUAUGGCCGUCGAAGGCACCAGUGUCCAUGAAUCCUCCUCCCCAACAUCAAACCAUGAAAAUGAACACAACCUCCUCUUCCUCCCCGCCGAAAGGUCUGCAGGGGGCUGGGAGCAAAACUUCAUUUGUCUGGGGGUACAGGGCAGCAGGGAGGAUGGUGAAUUGGAAGAAGGAGAGCUUGAGGAUGAUGGGGGAGAGGAUGGAGCUCGUGAUCUCUCAGAGGCCCAGGCUCCACAAGAGAAGAGCGAGAAGCAUUACAGUGACUCUGAUGAAGAGAAGGCACAUCGCAAGAUGAAGAGGAAACGACGAAAGGAAAAAGAGAAAAGGCGAUCUAAGAAAAAAAGGAAAUCCAAGCAUAAGCGUCAUGCUUCCUCUAGCGAAGACUUUUCAGACUAUAGCAAUGAAUCUGACUUCAGCCCAAGUGAAAAGGGCCACAGGAAGUAUCGUGAAUAUAGCCCCUCUUACCCUCCGGCUCACCAGCAAUACCCUCCGCCCCCACAGCACAACGCCCCACCCCCUAAGAAAUACCCUAAAAUGGAUAACAAAGGCUAUGGAAUGUAUGAUGAUUAUGAAAAUGACCAUUAUGGCGAGUACGAGGCAGAUGAGGGGGAAGAUAUGGGCCAGGAAGACUAUGAUGACUUUGCCAAGGAGCUAAACCAGUACAGAAGGGCCAAAGAAGGAAGUCAUCGUGGCAGAGGCUUUAGAGGUAGAGGGAGAAUUAUGAGAGGCAGAGGAGUACGCGGGAUGAUGCGUGGAAGAGGUUUCAGGGGUAGAGGUGGGCGAGGAAGAGGAUUUCCAGGAGACGAUCAUCCUGAAGAAGAUGAGAUGUAUGAUGAAGAAAUGGAGUACUGUGAAGAGGAAGCAAUGGAAGAUGAAGAGUAUGAUGAGUACUCCAAGGAACUUAACCAGUAUCGGAAGUCAAAAGAUGGUCGAGGUCGAGGGUUUUAUAGAGGCAGAGGUCGGGGCCCACGUGGAAGGGGUUACAAAAUCAUGGGAAGAGGAAGAGGUCGUGGCAGAGGAAUGAAAGGAAAUGAUGAGGAUGAAUACUAUGAGGAAGAGGGUGAUGGAGGAAUGUAUAGAAAUGAUUAUGAGAAACCGUAUCAUCGGGCUGAUAAAAAAGGGAAAGUUGUCUGCAAGUAUUUUGUGGAAGGCCGCUGCACCUGGGGAGAGCACUGCAAUUUUAGCCAUGAUGUGGAUGUUCCCCGUCGCCGUGGACUCUGCAAGUUUUAUGUCAGUGGCUACUGUGCUAGAGCAGAAAACUGUCCAUUCAUGCACAAUGAUUUCCCUUGUAAGCUGUAUCAUACCACAGGCAAUUGCAUUAAUGGUGACGACUGUAUGUUUUCCCAUGAGCCCCUGACAGAUGAGACCCAACAAUUUCUGAAUAAGAUAUUGGCUGAGGAUGCUGAAGCUGGAGCAGAAGAUGAAAAGGAUGUUGAAGAGCUAAAAAAGCAAGGUAUCAACCCUCUACCAAAGCCACCUCCAGGAGUAGGACUUUUGCCUACACCUUCCAACUCUCAUGGUGCUCAAAGUUCAACAGGGCCAGCUGCUCCAUCCUCUCCCACUGGUGAUCAAUCUGACCCAGGUGUGUCAGUGUCUGGAGUUGAUCCGGUCUCUGAUGAUCCUAUAUCUGGGGGUCCUAUCCCAAGUGGAGCAGUGCCUGAAGCACCUUUGGUGGGAGCACCACCACCACCUAGUGGACCAUUGCCUGCAGGCCCCAUUUCAGGUGGCACAGUGCAAGACGAUCCAGUUUCAGAUCUGCACAUGCCUGUAGGUCCAGUAUCAGGUGGCCCAGUUCCUGGAGGUUCUGUUGGACCAUUUCUGGGGAUUCCAAUGUCAGUAGGUAUUUUAUCAGGUUCCACACCAGAAGAAUGUAUGCCUGCUGGACAAAUUGCAGCAGGACCAUUACCAGAGGGACCAGUGCCCCCUAUGCAUUGUGGCCCUGGAGAUCCUAUGCAAGCAUGUGUCCCAAUGCCACCCAUGCAGCCAAACCCAGAAGGUCUGAUGAUACCAGUGGAAGUAGGGCUUGGAGGUCCAAUGCCAGGAAGCCCGGGAUCUAUAGGUCUUGCGGCAGGUGAUCUAAUGCCAGGUAGCCCUUUGUCUGGAGGACCUCCACCAGGAUCAAUGCCACCUGGUCAUCAGCAGCCUAUAGAUCCCCAGAUGUGCCAGAGGAAAAUACCUUCUCUCUUUGAAAUUGUAGUACGGCCCACUGCACAUUUGGCUCAUAAGCUAGGAGUGAGGCCACCUGGACCUCCUGGAGGUCCUCCGGGACCACCACCUCCUAGAUUUCCUGGACCCCCAGGCCCUAUCCAUCAUGACAUAGAGAUGGGCAUGGAUGAGAAUAUGCCCAUAAUGCCAUAUGGACCAGAUGAUGGGCCUGAAAUGAUGAAUGAUGGACCACCUGGACAGGUUUUCUAUGAUGACUACUACCAGCACCCCACCAUCGAGAUGGAACAAGAGAUAAGAGAUACAGAUUGGGGACACAGGCAUCAUGGGGAUGAAAAUCCUACAGCUGGAGAAUGGACACUAAAUAGUGACUAUGAUGGCUAUAGUGAGAUGCAGGAAGAUUCAGGAGCCCACAGAUACCAGGAACCUCCUCCAGACCAUGAUCCAGGGCUUGACAUGGGGAAUUUCAACAAAGGGAAUAUACCAGAUUUUUUGCCAACUGCCCAACGUGCUCUGUAUCUGCGCAUCCAGCAAAAGCAGCAGGAAGAUGAAGAACGAGCCAGACGACUUGCAGGUUCCAAUCAGCAGGAAAGAGAAAAUGAAGAAGGUGACACAGGGAACUGGUACUCCAGUGAUGAAGAAGGGGGUAGCAGCGUGACUUCCAUCCUGAAGACGUUGAGACAACAGUCUUCUAGCAGGCCCUCAGCACAAGCUCCACCUAGAGAUAGCAGCACAGGUGGACAGCUUGACCCACGCUUACAAAAGGGCCAGGUUACUACUAGCAGCCGUCCCACUGAUCCUCGUGUCUCCCGUGACCCACGACUUUCCCGGAACACAGAGCCUAACCCAUCAGAGACAGGACCCAGUGAUCCUAGGUUAGCUCGACAUGCUUCUCAACCCAUGCAAGACUUACAAGUUAAUAAAGCUGCUGCAGAAGAGGAAGAAGCUGAAAGAGUCUUGCGGGAUAAACCAGUCACCAUACCACUGGAAACUCUGCCAGGGCAGAUGCUGAGGGACCCACGAUCUCAGUUGCAGCAGUUCAGCCACAUAAAGAAAGAUGUCAAUCUGAACAAGCCAAGCUUUGCCAAGACAAUCUUGUGGAGUCCCGAAGAUCUAAUUCCACUGCCUGUCCCAAAGCAAGAGUUAAUUCCUAUGCCAGCGGCCCUGCAGUCCAUGCCAACCGUAGACCCACGUCUUAACCGACAAACUGCCUCAGCACCUCAUGAUCCACGGCAACGCGUGCCUCCAUCUGAACAACAAACCGAUAAUGCGAACCUACCCGAUUUUGAACUUCUAUCGAGAAUCUUAAAGACAGUCAAUGCUGCCUCGGUUACAGCUGCUUCUCCAUCGACCCCCCCUGAAAAACCCAGUGACCCACGAACACGCAAGCUUCCCACUGACCCUCGACUGCAGAAAGCUGCGGAACCUUCACUGCCUUCAAGACCUGCAGAAGUCAGCCCUCCUCUCUCUGUGUCUCCACUUGCUGAGAACACAAUCACCACUGCCCCAUAUGAUCCCCGACUGCUGACCGCUGGCGGAGUAAGUAAAACAAGUACCCAGAGCAGUGUUCUCAGUGGAAUUAGUCUUUAUGAUCCCAGGACUGGGAACAAAACAUCUGAAGCCUCAUCUAAUGAGGCAUCCUCCAAAGGACUGGAUAACAAAAGUUCAAACAAGCCAAAGGAGCCACUGUUUGUUCGUAAGUCUGCCCUUGAUCAGCCAGAUACUGAUAAACAAACCCCUGAGACUACAGACAGGUACAACAGUUACAAUCGACCACGUACAAAAACAUCAGCUGCUCCUAGUUUACCUGUACCUGAAAGCAAUCAGUCUGCAGUCCACAAUCUCCCUGUGCCUUCUGUAUAUGGUUUAGUUAAGCAACCUACUAAACCUGGCAGUGGCAGCCCCUUUGCUGGAAACAGCCCCACACAAAACAGUGAACAGGACGCUGCUUCCCUAAAAGAUGUUUUUAAAGGCUUUGACCCUACAGCAUCCCCAUUUUGCCAGUAGCAUUCAGUCUGACAAUUUGCAUCGCAUAUCGUAUUUAAAGGAUUCUCAUACAGUGUUGUUCACAACGUCUAUUUUUUUUUUUUAUAUAUAUAUACUAUUCAUUGUGCUGUUGUGCUUUUGUACAUAAAUCCACAACUGUGUAAAGCCUCAAAGAUCUGUUUUUAACAAAUAA
Messenger RNA from Xenopus laevis (African clawed frog), 5089 nucleotides. It is a transcript of the gene zc3h4.S, whose product is annotated as zinc finger CCCH domain-containing protein 4. Gene Ontology annotation, molecular function: RNA binding; metal ion binding. Bases 751 to 4917 code for a protein of 1388 amino acids. Gene Ontology annotation, cellular component: nucleus. Lineage: Eukaryota; Metazoa; Chordata; Amphibia; Anura; Pipidae. Gene Ontology annotation, biological process: negative regulation of transcription by RNA polymerase II; negative regulation of DNA-templated transcription. The transcript is spliced from 16 exons. The record is from RefSeq and is a predicted model, not a curated record.